This is a messenger RNA of Kluyveromyces lactis, 1629 nucleotides long. RefSeq names its product Ssh4p (gene SSH4). The record is from RefSeq and is a predicted model, not a curated record. The coding region runs from base 1 to 1629 and encodes 542 amino acids. NCBI's taxonomy places the organism in Eukaryota, Fungi, Ascomycota, Saccharomycetes, Saccharomycetales, Saccharomycetaceae. The transcript has a single exon. Gene Ontology annotation, molecular function: protein binding.
AUGGGACUAAUAGUUUUGCAGGAUGGGUUUCCGAAUGAUCGACCAAUACAGGGAUUUCCUUCUGAUCCUGUGGUCAGAGUACCCGAUGAUACUAUACCAGCUGAUGAUGCAUUCAGUUUGAUGUUUUUGAUAUCCCUUAGCAUAACUUUUGGGUUAUUGUUACUGGUUUUAAUAUUGAUUUCGAUAUAUUUGACGUUUUGUGGGGGCAAUGACGGUGAUGAUAGCGACGAUGAGGAUGAAGACGGGACUUCUGUUUCAUUCAAGUUCUUUAGGAAGCGUAAUAGCUUACUGCUAGAUAGCAGUUUUAUGACGCCGGGAAAGUUUGAUGACGAUGAGAGUUUGAAGGUGCGUGAGGCAAAAGAGUUGCCGAAGAUGUCUUCAUUUGAAGUUGAACUGUAUGAACGUACCAAAGAGUUUCAGAAGAUGAGCCCUCCGAUGGUUAAACCGUUGGGUUCAUUUUUGAAUUCUCAAGAUAAACAGGUGAUUAAGGAUAGGGGUAUUCAGUCUUACUUUUUCCUACCGUCAAUAAACGAUAAUGUGGAUAUCAAUGGUGCAUUUUUGCCCAGCUUCUUUGUAGAGGAUAAGUUGAACGUCUCCUUUACCAAGUUUAAUAUUUCUUCUAGUGCAAUAAUGAACUACCCACUUCCGAUGAACAAGAAAGACGCCGUAUAUUUUGAAGUGAAGGUUUACAAGUUUAAAACUUGUUCUAAUUCUAUCUUUAGCAUUGGAUUGAUGACAUGCCCUUACCCAUAUUUCCGGAUCCCAGGUACAGCAGCAUACUCUAUAGCGUACGAGUCCACUGGUAAGCUAAGAAUCAAUAAUGCGUUCGGAGCUGAUACUUUGUUGCCUAAGUUGGAAGAAGGCGAUGUUGUUGGGUUCGGAUACAGAUAUAGUUCGGGAACCAUAUUUAUAACGCAUAACGGAAAAAAGAUGAUGGAUGUAACGCAUAAAGUCGGUAUAGACUUGUUCGUUGGCCUUGGUGCCAUGAACGCGGCCUACACACGCACAUACACGAAGGAUGGCCUAUUUGAGGACCCCGAUAAUGUGAGUUUUAGACAAAAAUGGUCUGAAUUACAAGCAUUCAACAAUGGAGAAUCGAGUUCAGAUUACAUUGACGCCAGAAAUGUUAUAAGUAAAGAUCUAUUACAAGUUCAUGAUCCCAAGGAAGACACAGUAAGCUCUGAUAAUAUUGAGUUGCAUGUAAACCUGGGGCAACUGGGAUUUGUCUUCAUCGAAGCCAACGUCAAGAAAUACGCGUUUGGUAGCGUUUACGGAGAUAUUGGUAUUCCACCCGCCUACAACGGAGACGAUAUCAAACAAGAUAUGCUAUUACAAAAGGGUGAUGAGCUCCCGCCAGAGUAUCCAGACGAUGCCGUGGAUUUCUUUGGUGACAUUCACAGUCCCGCUUCAACUUCUGAACCACCGUCCGCCACUUUUUCAGCAGGCCUACCAAUGGAUAAUGCGGCGGACACACCUGUUUCAACAGCAGAUGCAGAUGCAGAUGCAGAUGCAGAUGCAGAUGAAGAAGAACCAUUGAUAUCUGUGAAGAAGCCCGCUGCGCAAACGCAUUCGAAGAAGAACAAUAAGAAGAAAAAGAAGAAGAAGAGCAAUAGAAAUCGGAGGGGUUGA